Messenger RNA from Frankliniella occidentalis (western flower thrips), 935 nucleotides. RefSeq lists its product as uncharacterized. The record is from RefSeq and is a predicted model, not a curated record. Lineage: Eukaryota; Metazoa; Arthropoda; Insecta; Thysanoptera; Thripidae. The coding region runs from base 75 to 911 and encodes 278 amino acids. The transcript has 6 exons.
CGCGAUAAACCGCAACCGACCAGAGGCCAGAGUGCCCCUCGGGAAUAGCUUUCAUUCGCUCCACUACAGCCGACAUGUGCGCAGCGUUCCUUCUCAACGCACUUCUGUUAUGUCUAGGUCCGGUGUGGGCACAUGCCACUCAGCCAGGGCCCGCCUUGCUGUUGGGUCGGCUGCUCGGGCCGCGCAACCACUUGACGCUGGUCGCUCACCUGGAGCAGUCACCUGGGCAGCGGCACACCGUCACCUGUCUGGAGGUGGCAGAGGCGUCGCCGACCUUCAAGUACGCCUUCCCUGUCGAAGCCCAGUUACUCCCAUUUCAUUUGUUCGCUCAGGACGCCGGUAACUGUACGGAAAACAUCUACAUCCGAAACAUUAUUGAGAGUUGGGAUGGAUCACCUGAGGCUUUGUGUGAUACCGCCUCGUUGCUUCUUAGCAACUCCAGCUUCGCUGACAUCCGUGAAAAGAAAUGCACCGGAGAGAGUGACUCUUCCUCACCGUGGGUGUACAUGCUUGGUGAACUGGGCGGUGAGCCUUCCGCAGCGUGGCUCCAAUUUCUACCGCAAGGCAUGAGUGGCCCAUCCGGUCGCGCUGACCAGAGCGUGCCACCUGAGAAGACUUCGCUGCUCCGUGAUCGCCGCUCAGAUGGUGACCUGCAAGAGCUACAGAGCUGCAUCUACGAACAUCGUGAUGCAGCACUUGCCCCAAACCAGGGUGGUGAAAUUAUCCUCGUGAUAGGAACGACCGGUGUCGGCAAAUCUACUCUAGUGAGUUUUGUAACGGACAGUGACGACAGCCUGAACUCCGUGGAGAGUUCGACGGGAAACUUCCUCAUUGAAGACAGCUCUCAUAAAAUUGGAUCCGGGAUCUCGUCUAAAACGUCAGUACCAGAGCUCAUCACGGAUAAAAGGUAGGUGCAAUACGCCGUACAAUCAUUG